CAGAUCAGAGAGCCAGGGGCAGAUGAAGAACAGCCCGAAACUCAACAGCCGAAAAAAAGAUGCAAAACCAUGCCUUUUGCUCAGCUUCUCACUAACGAUGAAUCAUUGUGUUUGUUGAGGGAAGCGGAGGAGGAAGCAGAAAGAACUGCCAACGAAAAAGGACAAAAAAAAGAAAUGCCCACUCAACGACGGAUAGCACAAGAGACUGAAAAGGUGCAGAA
Messenger RNA from Racocetra persica, 221 nucleotides. The record is from the annotation of a GenBank genome assembly. NCBI's taxonomy places the organism in Eukaryota, Fungi, Glomeromycota, Glomeromycetes, Diversisporales, Gigasporaceae.